Vicia villosa (hairy vetch) is the source of this 2716-nucleotide messenger RNA. Its product is annotated as protein FAR1-RELATED SEQUENCE 5-like. The transcript is spliced from 4 exons. Gene Ontology annotation, molecular function: nucleic acid binding; zinc ion binding. The record is from RefSeq and is a predicted model, not a curated record. NCBI's taxonomy places the organism in Eukaryota, Viridiplantae, Streptophyta, Magnoliopsida, Fabales, Fabaceae. The coding region runs from base 273 to 2597 and encodes 774 amino acids.
UAACUUUAAUUGAACAUAUUUAUGAAAAAAGGGUUUACAUCUAAUACAAAUUCACGUUCCUAAAUUAGUGGCUUUCAACAACUGCAUCUUCUUCGCUUGGCUUCCAACUGCACUUUCCUAAGUUCCUCUUCUUCCAAGUAUUUUUGUUUUUCUUUUCUUAUUACCAACAACAACGUUUGCAAGAAAAGCUUCGAAUCUCGGUGUUCUUCUUCGUUGGACUCAAAGUGGAAGUUUUCUGGGUUAUUCUCUUUAUGUGUUCAUGACAGUUAAGGAUGACCAACAUAGAAGAUAAUUCAACCAUAAUUAGCUCUCAUGAUAUACUUGAAACUGAUUGUAAUAUCGAUUAUGCUGAUACUGAAAUACCAGUAAAUCCCCCUUUAGAGCCUUACGAGGGUAUGGAGUUUAUGUCAAUUGAAGAUGCAAAGAGCUAUUACACAAAGUAUGCAAAAAGCAAAGGAUUUAGCUUUCGUAUGGGCCGUGUUACUAAAUCAAGAACAAACGGUGUGAUAAUAGGCCAUGAAAUCCUUUGUUCAAAAGAAGGGUUUAGAGCAAAAAAAUAUGUGAAAAGAGAUAGUAUUGGUGGUGCACCACAUGAUGAAACAAGAAUAGGAUGCAAGGCAAUGCUAUAUGUAAAGAAAAAUGACGAGAAAUGGAUUGUUUAUAAAUUUGUAAGAGACCAUAAUCAUGAACUUUUUUCUCCAAAAAGUUCAAGAUUUCUUCGAGUGCAUAGAAGGAAAACCAAAGUACAAAAAAAACUUAUUGAUGUGCUUGAUGAUUCGGGAUUACGUCCUUGCAAAAUAGCUUCUGUCUUAUACACUGAAAGUGGCGGUAUUGAUAAUGUUGGAUUUAGCAAACAAGAUGUUGUUAAUUAUUUAAGUGCAAAGAGACAGAAACAAUUAGAAAAAGGAGAUGCUCAAUUGAUGUUAUCUUAUUUUAAAGAUUGCCAAUUGAAGAAUCCUGGAUUUUUUUAUGCAUUUCAAAUGGAUGUAGAAGGAAAAUUAGCAAAUUGUUUUUGGGUUGAUUCAAGGUCUAGAAUGGCUUACAAGUAUUUUGGUGAUGUGGUAACCUUUGAUCCAACAUACUUAACAAAUAGAUAUAAAAUGCCUUUUGUUCCAUUCACUGGAGUUAAUCAUCAUCAACAAUCAAUUCUUUUUGGUUGUGCUCUACUGUGGGACGAAACUGAAGAUAGUUUCUUUUGGUUGUUAAGUACUUGGUUAGAAGCAAUGGAUGGAGUUUGUCCUAAAACUAUUAUCACUGAUCAAGACAUGGCUAUUACAAAUGAAGUUGCAAGGGUGUUUCCAGGGGUUAAUCAUCAUUAUUGUAUGUGGCACAUUCAAAAGAAAGUCCCAGAGUAUUUGAACUAUAUUUAUCACGAGCAUGGUGAAUUCAAAAAUCAAUUUCAUAAGUGUAUUCAUCAAUCUAUCACUGUAGAAGAAUUUGAUUCUGAUUGGGAAGCAAUGAUAGAUAAGUAUGAGUUGCAAGAUAAUAAAUGGUUAGAAAAGAUAUACUUUAUACGAGAAAAAUGGAUUCCGGCUUUUGUACGUCAAGAUUUUUGUGCUGGAAUGUCUACCACCCAAAGGAGUGAAAGUAUCAAUAGUUUUUUUAAAGAUUUUUUGAAUUCAAGUACUCCAUUGAGCAAAUUUGUGACACAAUAUGAAAAGGCUCUUGAUGCACGAUAUAAUAGUGAAAGACAGAAGACUUUCAAAACAUUGAAUUCAAAACCCCUGUUGCGUACUUUAUAUCCCAUGGAAGAAGAAGUCUCAAAGAUUUAUACAAGAAAAAUGUUUAGGAUAUUUCAAGAUGAGUUGGUUAGCUCUCAGAUGUUUAUAGCGGAAAAAAUUGAUUUUUCUACAGAAGUGUCGACAUAUAAGGUUCAUGAAAUUUGCAAAGAGAAGCCUAAUUAUCAUGUGACUUUUAAUAUUAUUUCAAAAGAAGUAAAUUGUAGUUGUCACAUGUUUGAGUUUAUGGGAAUUCUCUGUAGACAUGGGUUAAAUGUACUCAUAAAGAAAAGUGUGCAUUCUCUCCCUUCUCAAUAUGUUAUGCGUCGUUGGACUAUAAAUGCUAAGAAAGAAAAAAGUAAGGGAUUGGCAAUUCAAGAACUGCAUGAAGGGAAAAACAAAGAUUCCAGUACUUCUUUGUUUAAUAGUGUUAUGGUUCACUCUCUUGAACUAUCUGAAAGAGCUUCACGAUCACCAAAACAUCAUGAUAUUGCAAUUCAAGCUUUGCAAAACGUAAUUGUGGAACUUGAUCAAUUGGAUCUUGAAGAAUCAAAAGAAGAACUUAAUAACUCGACCAUUGAAGUUACCUCAAAAUUAUCCAACAAUAAUAUGACAUUGCGUGAUCCUCCAGUUAGAGCAACUAAAGGGCGGCCACGGACAUUGCGAAUGAAAGGAAGUUUAGAAUUGGUCAAAUCAGUUUUGUCUACUUGUAGUUAUUGUAAGAAAAAAGGCCACAACAAACGUAAAUGUCCAAGUUUAAUUCAAUCAAGGUGUAAUAUUAUCAAUGGUCAACUUUCAAACACUGGUGCUGCUAAUGGUGAGGUUUCUGGUUUGAUUCACUCACAGAAAACUGUGGAAGACAGUAACUACAACCAGUGAAUUUGCAGAUUUAUAAUGCAGUGGAUAAAUACUCAAAAUCAGUUUUACUUCUAUAGCACUUCUGUCAUUCCUCUAAUUCAACUAUAUUAAAGAGCAUCAAGAGUUUGAGGAAUGACCAA